CGAGUGACAUCACGACCACCGCCAGGUACAAACACUGUCUGCACACUCGUCGUUGUGAUCGUGGUCCUGUCGAUGCUCCUGUUGGUGGUGUUCUUCCUGGCGGUGCUGCAUCGGAGGAAACGCAGCAACAAGACGGUGACGCCUGGACGUCUAGAGGGAAACGGAAACAACACGAAAGAAGACGACAGAUCGAGUCGUGCUCAGUCUGCAGAAAACAACACGUGGGACUCAGAGACUGGAUGGAGGAAAUCCUUCACUGCAGUCAGAGCUAAGUCAGCUAAUGCUAUUCUCUUUACGUCUCCUUUCUGUGCUCCUGUGAAAGAUCAGGAGAGUUUACAAACUCAGUCAAAAGACGCAGAAAACCAAGACGAAGGAGAGCAGAAACUAGGAGAUGAGAGUGAAGUAAAAGGAGGAAUCCAGACAGAAAAUGGAACAAACUCCACUGAUGUAAUAAAACAUGCAAAACAAUCAGAUGCAGGUAGAAAUCUAGACGGAAACCCCACCAACACUGACACUGUUCCUUACCUGAGCAUCGGUACAAACCAGAACAAAGCCGGUCCCGAUGGUUGCAACAAAGGUCAAAGGUCACAGGCUGGGAGAGUGAUGGGGAGGGUCUCCACCUGGCCCCCCACUGCUGUCCAGUGGCAGGCAAGAUGUAAAAUAAAGGAGGAGGAGGAGGAGGAGGAGGGGUCUGAUGUCCUCACUGUUUGGACAAGAAAGUUUCCAGAUGAGGUGAAGAAAGAGGAGCAUCCCUCUGAUAGUGACGAGGACAGAAAGGAAGAGCUAAACGAGACAAAUUAUGUUGAAAAUUCCCUAAAAAUGACUGAAUCUCACAUGAAGUCGGGACUCUCUCAGUCCUCAAAACCAAAUGACAAGACCACUUCUUCCAGCGAGGCUGUUUCCCACACUGACACAGGGCCAGAGGAGCAGUUAGAGAAGGAGAUGAGCCAGAAUCUAAAGAUUAGUUCUGCACACAAGAAGAGCAGCAAGAAGGCAGAACAGAGGGACGGAGCGAAGCGAGCUGUGGCGAGCAGACAGAGGCCAGAGAACAGGAGCUCUAAGGCUCCAUCUGGUGGCGCCUCGCCGGACGAUGAAACUCUGCUGUCUGGAAACGAGUACGCCGUCAUGGGUCUGCUGCACGAAGUGGUGCAGAACAACGGGCGCUGGACCAGAGAGAGGUGGAGGCAGAACCACGCCAACAAGCAGCGGCAUCAGGACCGAGGCACAGAGAGAGUGUAG
Centropristis striata (black sea bass) is the source of this 1239-nucleotide messenger RNA. RefSeq lists its product as uncharacterized. Bases 73 to 1239 code for a protein of 388 amino acids. The record is from RefSeq and is a predicted model, not a curated record. Lineage: Eukaryota; Metazoa; Chordata; Actinopteri; Perciformes; Serranidae. The transcript has 2 exons.